GCGGAGCACAGACAGAAGAGAGGUGAAGAGGUUGGACCCGAAGGAGAGUUGGACCCGAAGGAGAGUUGGACCCGAAGGGGAGUUGAACCCAAAGAGGAGUUGGACAAGCUUUAAUAAAACAUAAUUUAAACAUAGCUGGCUAAAUCGUAACCUCUCGCUUUGAACUUAGAUUUGUGAAACAACGCGUUUUUUUUCUCCAAAGUUCACGGACAUGUUUGAGAAGAUCGCUCGUAGUUAUUAACUUGUUACCGGUGUUUACGGUGUCUACCACCACCACCCCGGUGUACCCGUUACCCCUCCAGCCCCUGGGCCCUGUCUCUCUCUCUUCUGCCUCUCAGCUAACCUCGAUCUGGGAAAGAUGGUGUCGUGGAUGAUCUCCAGAAGCGUUGUGCUCGUCUUCGGGACCCUGUAUCCUGCAUACUAUUCCUACAAAGCAGUGAAAACCAAAAAUGUCAAGGAAUAUGUCCGUUGGAUGAUGUACUGGAUUGUGUUUGCUCUCUACACCGUAGUGGAGACAAUCACAGACCUCACUGUAGCCUGGUUCCCCCUGUACUAUGAGAUUAAGAUCGCAUUUGUUAUCUGGUUGCUGUCUCCCUACACCAGAGGAGCUAGUCUCAUCUACAGGAAGUGUCUCCAUCCUCUACUGUCCUCAAGAGAGAGGGAGAUAGAUGAGUACAUUGUCCAGGCCAAGGAGCGCAGCUACGAGACCAUGGUGACCUUCGGCAAGCAGGGCCUAAGUAUAGCUGCUACUGCAGCUGUCUCCGCAGCUGUCAAGGGCCAGGGGGCGAUCACAGAGAAGCUGAGGAGCUUCAGUAUGCACGACCUGACUCAGAUACCCCUCGACGACGCAGCAGCCAAUCAGAUCUAUACGGCCCAUGCCGGCAACCCUGCCGUGAGCAGGAGGGCGCUCGCCGCAAACUCGACCGACAGAACAGAGUACCCUGUCUAUGAUCAGGAGGACAGGACAGACGAGGAGGGGGAACAACUUUUCUCAGAGGACGAGGCCGUCACCCAGAGAGGUCUGAGGAGGUCCCAGAGUGUCAAGAUCGUGCGCUCUAAAGCCCGCAAAGAUGCCCGUUAUGGAUCUCUGAAGAUCAAAGGGAAGCGGAGGCCGGUUCUGACUGCUGCGACCUACAGUGCCAUGUAAUGUCCAGGAGACGUGACUGCUGGCUGGUGCCAUGGAUGGGUUUCCUUCUGUAGUGCUCUACUGUUGACCAGAGCACGGUGGGUCCUGGCUAAAAGUAGCCAACAGUAGUGCAUUAUGGCCAACAGUAGUGCAUUAUGGGCCCUGGCCAACAGUAGUGCACUAGAAUGGGAAUAGGCUUUUUGGGACGGACCAGGAAAUCAGUCAACAAUUCAGGAAGGACGACUGACGGCUCCAACAUCCAUAUCAGUGACUCGCUACGGACAUGUUUGGCCGUCCAUUCUGUGGAGAACGAUGCUGUGGAACUGUUCUCCUGGGCCUUUAAAACUGUCCUGGGGUCUAAUGCUAUUCACGCUGGGAGCGUCUGUCUUUUUAAAACUGUCCUGGGGUCUAAUGCUAUUCACGCUGGGAGCGUCUGUCUUUUAAAACUGUCCUGGGGUCUAAUUCUAUUCACACUGGGAGCGUCUGUCUUUUUAAAACUGUCCUGGGGUCUAAUUCUAUUCACGCUGGGAGCGUCUGUCUUUUUAAACUGUCCUGGGGUCUAAUUCUAUUCACGCUGGGAGCGUCUGUCUUUUUAAACUGUCCUGGGGUCUAAUUCUAUUCACGCUGGGAGCAUCUGUCUUUUUAAAACUGUCCUGGGGUCUAAUGCUAUUCACGCUGGGAGCGUCUGUCUUUUAAAACUGUCCUGGGGUCUAAUUCUAUUCACACUGGGAGCGUCUGUCUUUUUAAAACUGUCCUGGGGUCUAAUUCUAUUCACGCUGGGAGCGUCUGUCUUUUUAAACUGUCCUGGGGUCUAAUUCUAUUCACGCUGGGAGCGUCUGUCUUUUUAAACUGUCCUGGGGUCUAAUGCUAUUCACGCUGGGAGCGUCUGUCUUUUUAAACUGUCCUGGGGUCUAAUGCUAUUCACGCUGGGAGCGUCUGUCUUUUUAAAACUGUCCUGGGGUCUAAUUCUAUUCACACUGGGAGCGUCUGUCUUUUUAAACUGUCCUGGGGUCUAAUUCUAUUCACGCUGGGAGCGUCUGUCUUUUUAAACUGUCCUGGGGUCUAAUUCUAUUCACGCUGGGAGCGUCUGUCUUUUUAAAACUGUCCUGGGGUCUAAUUCUAUUCACGCUGGGAGCAUCUGUCUUUUUUUUAAAUGAACCAUCAACUCACUAUAUUUAUUCCGUUAUUGUGACUGUGUGUGUCUGUAAAACAUCGUACAGCGGUAGCUGUACAGAAAGAAUCUUAAAGGUUUCCUGUCUUUUAGUCACAAGUCUUUUUGUUGCAUGGGUCUUAUUUUCUGGGGUGGUCGUUUUAAUGUUCGGAUGUGGACUUUUUAGGAUCUUGGCUUUAUUUUGUUGAGGGGUUAUAUAAUUCAUUUAUCUUCAAUUUGUCAUAUAUGCUGCCCUGUAUUUUGAGUUUAGCCUAUUUAAAUAGUAGAAUACAUUUAUAAUAGUGAUCAUUCUGGCACACUUAAAAAGAUUGUUACCAAGUAACAGCUGACCAAAAGUGUCCCUUAAUCCUUCCGGAGGAAUAAACCAAUGAUGAGAGAAAGGGAACAGAGAAGCCUGUUAGAUGUGUCCCAAAUGGCAUCAUUCCCUAUACAGGGCACUACCCAAUGGGCCCUGCUCUAAAGUAGUGCACUACGUAGGGAAUAGGGUGCCAUUAGGGAUGCAAACCCAAUGUUGAUGUAUGUUUGAAUGACUGUAUUUCCUGUUUUAGAUUUUGGAACAAAGCUUUUUUUUUUCUCAUAACCAAUGUUUUUUGCACCCUCUCUUCCAAAACGAUGUCCUUUUGUAAGGCUUUGAUGUCAUCUGUUUCAGAAUGUGUCCUGCUGCAUUCUGGGAUGCUUUUAACCAUGUGAUGAAAUCUAUUUAAUACCAAAGCUUUAUCUACUAAACCAGUGACCUCGGUCUGAUUCGUGUGGGAAUGUAUCAUAGAGGUGUUGUAAAUAAAUUUAUACAUUCAAAAA
Oncorhynchus masou masou (cherry salmon) is the source of this 3095-nucleotide messenger RNA. Its product is annotated as receptor expression-enhancing protein 3-like. The transcript has 8 exons. The record is from RefSeq and is a predicted model, not a curated record. NCBI's taxonomy places the organism in Eukaryota, Metazoa, Chordata, Actinopteri, Salmoniformes, Salmonidae. Bases 359 to 1147 code for a protein of 262 amino acids. Gene Ontology annotation, molecular function: microtubule binding. Gene Ontology annotation, cellular component: endoplasmic reticulum membrane; cytoplasmic microtubule.